Durusdinium trenchii is the source of this 1575-nucleotide messenger RNA. NCBI's taxonomy places the organism in Eukaryota, Dinophyceae, Suessiales, Symbiodiniaceae. The record is from the annotation of a GenBank genome assembly.
AUGCGGUUCAUAAGAUGGGACCGUGCCUUGAAGAUUUGCAUGGACAAGGCAAGCAAGAACCGGUGGGACAGUGACCCAAUGAUCCUGAAUCAAGAAGCACAUGAGUUGCCUGUUGAGAAGCAGCGCUUGGCUCUAGAUUUUGCUGAAGAUGCACCGGCAGAGAUUCGGCUGAAGUUGGCACCCAUGUGGAAAUACUGCUUCGUCCAGUGGCACAUCUAUGACGCGGGCCUGGAAGCUGAGGAGAAGGGUGUGCCGCUCAUGAUGCAGUUGAAAGAUGCAGAUUUACUGGCAGACAUCGAGUCGUUGAGACUGUUGAGCGACAGUGGUGACCUUGAUCAAGCAGCUACGGCCGAAGAAUGGUCUUGGAAGAUGCUGUACCCUUUACCAGAAGCAGGAUCACUUCACCCUUGGACUGAUGAAAUUGCUAAUGACUUGAUCCGACAAGGGAAGGAGGAACGGCAUGAAGGUGUUAUUGCCUUCAAUGAGGAUUCCUUUGACAAGGCUCUUUGGCAUUGUUGCCAAGGAUUAAAACUCCUAUCAGCCGCACCUGGAGGUGGUCCCAUUUCCAAGCUUCGAUCUGAAUUGCUCAAGAACAAGUCGGCUGCUGCGCUCAGACUCGGACUUCCCCGUGUCGCAUUGAGUGCUUCGAAUUCAGCAUUGGGUAUCAAUCAGAACGACGAGAAAGCUUGGUAUCGGAAGUCCUGUGCACUUGAUGCCAUGAAGCGUGAAGCUGAAGCCAGACAAGCACUGGCCAAGGCCGGCCUGACACCUCCGCCAGUUCUUACUAGGACCAAAGCCAACAAAGCCAAAGCAAAGACUGAACCGAAAGACUUGGACCCUUUACUGCUUUCUGCCUUUGAGGAUGUAGUCUUUGCCGAAGUUGGUGUCGAUUCAAUCACUGCCGUGGACUUGGUGAGGCAUUUGCAAGGGGAGCUUCCAAAUACACCAGUGUCGCUGUCCCUGAUUUAUGAGUGUCCGACUGUGGGAGAGGCUAUUUCUGAGCUGCUUGACAGAAUCAGUGCAAAGAAAGGAGACUACUUGAAACGCAGGAUGGCAGGUGCGAUUUGGAGAACAAUGUGUGAAAUUUUGGGCAAAGAUCCUCUCAAGAAAGCAAAGGCGGUUCGUCGACAGAGGCAGCUUACAGAAAUUCAAGCUCUUGAUGCAUUGUCAGAUUUGCAGGAAGCUUAUGAAAGCCAAGAUUUUCUCAGAGCAUCACGUGAAGCUGCUAGACGAACUGCUUUCGAACAGCGCUCAUUCUUAGUUAAAUUGAAGCCAGUUGCGCUUGAUGUUCAACGGCCCAUUCUAAGACGGCUUGGCUUCUCACCAGACCAUGCAGGCAUGAAAGAGCUGGAAAUAGCCAUCAUCCAGGUUGCCAGGAAGUCAGCAAAAGUGAAGGACAGGCUGAAAGCUACGCGCAUUGCUUUGCAAGGUGGGGAGAAUGGUAUGUGGACCAUCAAUGUUGAACAGCAUCCUCAAUGGUCAGAUAGUAAUUCCAUGCAACUACGAGCUGAUCUGACAAAGUCUGAUCCCUUUGGGCCCGCACAUGUCAACACAAAUGCUGUAGUGGCACAUUGA